ACCACUCCUCUGCUAAAUAAGUGCUUUUGACAGUUGACAGAUUUUCUUGAAUACAGUUCAGACUGAGUGCAAACGCUGCCAAACAUAAAUUAGUAAAACUUUAUUAAACCUUUAAAUGUGCUCAUAAUCCUUCUCCCUAGCCAAGCUACCGAUAUGGGAGAGCAACCAAUUUUCUCCUGUAACGCUCACGUAUUUCACAUUGAUCCAAAAACAAAAAGAACAUGGAUUACGGCUAGCUCUAAAGCCAUCUCUGUCAGCUUUUUCUAUGAUUCUUCCAGGAAUCUCUAUCGUAUAAUUAGUGUCGAAGGCAGCAAGGCGGUAAUCAAUUCUACAAUUACACCUAACAUGACAUUUACACAAACAUCUCAAAAAUUUGGACAAUGGAGCGACGUACGCGCAAACACGGUUUACGGUCUGGGCUUUGCCUCAGAAGCAGAAUUAGGCAAGUUUAUCGAAAAGUUCCAAGAAGUAAAAGAAGCUACCAAAAAUGCCCUCAACAAAGCAUCCACCAAUGGAAACUCAACUGUUACAUCCGCAAACGCAUCUCCUGUUACUACCCGAUCUUCAAUGUCCAAUAGCGAUAGUUUUGAUCCAAACAAUGCUGAUGCACCGUUAGCACCUGCAACCAACGUGAUUACCAACAUCAAAACCGAAAGCCCAUCACAUCCCACAAACAGCGAUGCUCUGAAUAAUAUAAAUCCACUGAGCAGUGAUAUGAAACAAAUGUCUAUAAACUCAUCAUCCAGCGAGGGCAUGACAACUUCCAAUGAGCAACAGUUAAAAUAUGAAAACGAAAGACUCAAACUGGCGUUAGCACAAAGCUCAGCAAAUGCAAAGAAAUGGGAAAUCGAAUUGGCCACAUUAAAGAGCAACAAUCUACGAUUAACCAGCGCUUUACAGGAAUCGACUGCUAAUGUAGAUGAAUGGAAACGCCAACUGCAUUCAUACAAAGAAGAGAAUCAGCGUUUGAAAAUUCGUUAUCAAGAGUUGGAAGCAAGCAAAGGUAGUUCAAGCACCGGUAGCAGCGCGGUUCCAAAUGCCGCAAGUACAGAGCUUACGGAAGAAUUUCGACGUGAAAUUACACUUUUAAAAAGUAGGAUUGAAGAUCUGGAAAAGGAGCUGAUGAACCAAGAGAUCGAGCUAAAGGCUGCUAACAAGAGUCUUAAGGAGAAACAAAACGAUCCAACGGUAAAACAGCUGACUACGUUAUGUAACCAAUUUGGAAUGCAGAUAACCGAACUAAGUGGUCUCCAAAAAGAAAUGGAAAAAGUCAUCCAAGCUCAUCAUAAAACCACAUGAGAAUUAUAUGAAAAAAAUAUAUUAUUGAUAGGUAAAAUUGACACCACGGAAGGUUGUCCAGCCGAUGGUAAUAAUGACAAAAAUAUUAAAAACUUUGUCGGUAGCAACAACGAUGAGGUUGAUCAUAAGUUAGACUAUAAAGAAUAUAUACUCACUAGUUGUAAUACACCUGCCUGUCAACCUAGCAACUAUCAACAGCGGUUUGCAACUAACAGUAUAACCGAUACCCAAAAACGGUCUUUGGCGAAAGCACCAAAUACUGUUAUUUCUAGACGUGCAACUUCUGGCAUUGUUCUGAUUACUGCAAAGUUGAACCAAUCAGACGAAAACAAAUUUAUCCACUACAGCAGCGGCAGCGGCACCAGUGCUCUCAAUGAAAAAAAUCUUGAUAUAUUUAACAACGUACAGAAGUCAGCAGAAAAUUUUGUACCCUCAAAUGUGCAGCACGACACUGUAGACAAUAGUGACCAACAGCAGCCUAAAACAGCUACUAUUUUAGUUUCAAAAUCAAAAACAAAAACUGGACUCCCUCUUUUGCUGAAGAAAUCCAAAUAGCGCAUUUUUAAAUAUUAGGUUUGAUACUUGUUACUUUUAACAGAUAUAGACCAAUCAGGCUUCAGAAUCAUCACUGUUAAGAAUAAACGUAGUUAUUGUUCCGAAAUUGAGGAUAGAUUGUUCUCACGUUACCACCCAAAAUGAAGCAAUUUUGACGCAAACAAUAAACAUGAGAAUCAAAAUAUGCAUUCCAACAUGAUUCCCACAAAACUGUAAAGCGCCAAAACUAGAAUUAAAAAACAUAAGCUUCAAUUUUAAACAUACAAUUUCUAUUUCAUGAGAACCAAAACUGUAACUACAAAAACCUAUUUAUCGAAUCAACGCUAUGACACUUGGACAAACCUCAUGGUAUAUAACAAAUCUGGAGUUUUUUUUUUAAAAAGGUCCAAUAAACCAAAUUUCCAGUUUUCGCUUUUUGGGUGUUUUUAAAACCGCCUUGAGUCAGGGAUAUUAAAAACACCCAAAAAGCAAAAUAUGAAAAUUUGGUUUAUUGAACCUUUUCAAUAAAAAAAAACACCAGCAAUAUAAGCUGAACGCGAUGAAAAGAUCAUUUGGAAAGCAAAGUACUGAGAUUGUUCAAUUCUACAAAAUGUAAACUGUGCAGCACAAUUUUUUUUAAAUAUUGAUCCCAAAUAGGGUUCAUUUCCCAAAUUUUGACUGUCAGCAUCAUCAAAAAAAAA
Messenger RNA from Culex quinquefasciatus (southern house mosquito), 2534 nucleotides. It is a transcript of the gene homer, whose product is annotated as homer protein homolog 2. Bases 154 to 1299 code for a protein of 381 amino acids. Gene Ontology annotation, cellular component: plasma membrane; dendrite; cytoplasm. Gene Ontology annotation, molecular function: G protein-coupled glutamate receptor binding. The record is from RefSeq and is a predicted model, not a curated record. The transcript has 8 exons. Gene Ontology annotation, biological process: G protein-coupled glutamate receptor signaling pathway; regulation of store-operated calcium entry. NCBI's taxonomy places the organism in Eukaryota, Metazoa, Arthropoda, Insecta, Diptera, Culicidae.